Metarhizium album ARSEF 1941 is the source of this 531-nucleotide messenger RNA. RefSeq names its product General substrate transporter. Gene Ontology annotation, biological process: transmembrane transport; carbohydrate transport. Gene Ontology annotation, molecular function: carbohydrate:proton symporter activity. The transcript is spliced from 2 exons. The record is from RefSeq and is a predicted model, not a curated record. Lineage: Eukaryota; Fungi; Ascomycota; Sordariomycetes; Hypocreales; Clavicipitaceae. Gene Ontology annotation, cellular component: membrane. Bases 1 to 531 code for a protein of 176 amino acids.
AUGUUUGCUGAGGACACUGGGUGGAGCAGCCGGCAUUCAGACGAAGGCAGACUUCUGGCCGUCUCGGUAGCCACGAAGGAGCUUGGUGAGAAGGCUGCUUCGGUGGACGUUGGUGCCGCGGGCGACGCGGUGGGUUUCAAGGAUGAACAGAUUGCUCCCCAGCCCGUCAGCAAGGCGUCAUCGGUACUGAUGGUCCUGGUUGGUGGUCUGGCCUUGUUUUCUGAUGGCUACAAUGCCCAAACUGUCGGCUACAUGAACACUGUGCUGUCGCAGCUACACCCCGAGGAAUACACCAAGGACGUGAAAACCAGAGUGUCCAACGCCUUUCCGAUCGGGGAAGUGUUUGGGAUGUUGUUCUCCGGCUGGGCAAUCGACAGGCUCGGCAGACGCAACGGCAUCUUCUGGGCCACCCUCUUCCUCGUCCUGGGCUUGGUUCUGUCCGCUGCGGCCCAUGGUACCACACUGGGCGGCAUGUUUUGGAUGAUGAUUGUCGGACGCGGUGUAGCUGGGUUCGGGGCUGGAGGUGAGUGA